Messenger RNA from Anopheles cruzii, 1869 nucleotides. Its product is annotated as facilitated trehalose transporter Tret1-like. Bases 1 to 1698 code for a protein of 565 amino acids. The transcript has 5 exons. Gene Ontology annotation, biological process: transmembrane transport. Lineage: Eukaryota; Metazoa; Arthropoda; Insecta; Diptera; Culicidae. The record is from RefSeq and is a predicted model, not a curated record. Gene Ontology annotation, molecular function: transmembrane transporter activity. Gene Ontology annotation, cellular component: membrane.
AUGGGCAAAACGGCGUACACCAUAAACGGUACGGGAAAUGGAACGAACGAAGCGGAGAGUAAGCCAUCUCGCGCGGCAACGGAAGCCCCCAAAGCCAGCACGUUCCGUCGGAUCCUACCCCAAAUAUUGGCCAGUACGGCGAAAAACUUUCUUCUCCUCGAUCUGGGCAUGGCGGUGGCGUUUCCAACCAUCGUCAUUCCGGCGCUGCGGGGCAUCAAAAACCGAGCCCCGGACGAGUUCCUGCACUUUUCUCCCCAGCAAGCGUCGUGGUUUGGAAGUAUUGCCUACAUAUGCCAACCCGUCGGAAGCGUGCUGUCCGGGAUCAUCCUUGAGCCGCUCGGACGAAAGCGGUCCAUGAUUCUCGUCAACAUCCCGCACAUUGUCGGCUGGUUUAUGCUGCACUAUGCCGGUUCGCUGGAAGAGAUGUACACCGCGGCCAUUCUGCUCGGCCUGGGCGUUGGCUUUAUGGAAGCUCCGAUCGUGACGUACGUGGGAGAAAUUUGUCAGCCAUCGAUACGUGGCAUUCUAACAUCGUGUGCCGGUGUGGCGGUGAUGCUGGGAUUUUUCACCGUGUACCUGCUGGGAACGGUGACCACGUGGCGCACGACGGCAGCUAUCUGUGCUUCGAUUCCGAUCGCAACGAUGGUAGCGAUCUGUUUCGUCCCGGAGACCCCGAUGUGGCUACUCUCAAAAGAUCGCGCGGAUGAUGCGCAGAAAUCGCUCCAAUGGCUUCGCGGUUGGGUCUCACCGAAAGCGGUCGAACAAGAGUUCCAGGAGAUGAAGCGAUACAGUUUGAACGCCGCCAAAUGUGCCGCUUGCCAGAAGGCUGAUGCGGCCACCACUUGCCAACAUCCGCCCCUGACCGAGUGGAUGAAACUAAAGGAGCUGAUGCGCAAGCGCAAUCUGCGACCGUUCGUGCUCGUGAUGCUGUUCUUCGUGUUUGGCCAACUGAGCGGGUUGACCGGUAUGCGACCGUAUUUGGUACAGAUUUUCCAAGCUUACGGUGUACCGCUGGAUGCGAACUGGGCCACCGUUUCGACGGGGCUGCUGGGACUGAUGGCCAAUAUCGUGUGCAUGGUGAGCAUCAAGUUCGUAGGCAAACGGAGACUUGCCAUUACUUCGAUGUCCGUGACGGCGUUGUCGUGCCUAUGCCUAGCAGUUUAUGCAUUCAACGCACUUCCGGCCGGAUGGACAUCGUUCGACGUGCACACCGACAUGAGCCACGUGUCCAGUAAGGGCUACAUUCCAAUGGUUUUGUUCUUCAUGCUGGCGUUCUUUACGAGCGUCGGUGUCCUGCCCGUUCCCUGGAUUCUACUCAGCGAGGUGUUCCCGUUCAGGAAUCGAAGCCUUGCCUGCGGGAUCACCGCGGCCCUCCAUUACGUGAUGUCGUUCGUGACGACCAAGACAUACUUCAAUCUGGAGAGUGCCCUAUCGCUUCCGGGAGUGAUACUGUUCUACGGAGUGAUGGGACUGAUCGGUCUUUGCUUUGUGUACUUUUUCCUGCCGGAGACGGAGAAACGCACCCUGGAAGAUAUCGAGCUUUACUUCUCCGACAACAAGCGCAAGCUGACGGACAUCUACAUUCCCCGGCGGCAGAAGGUGGACGCGGAAACGGUGGCGGUUGUGUCGACCAUGGCGGCGAAAGAAAAGGAGAAGCAAGGCAUCGACAAUACCGCCUUCACCGAGAGCGAUAAGUAAUCGCAGUUGAUGGUACUCACUAUACUCGUGAUUGUUGGGAAUCGUCUUCGACAAAAGAAGGAUUUCAAUCUCAAUGUUUAUAUUUACGCAUACACGCCAUACACAGGAAUAAAAGAGAACAAAUACAGACAAUUGUUUAUCAGUCGCUCGGAGAGAUAUUCUGGGCGGCAC